Filobasidium floriforme is the source of this 1995-nucleotide messenger RNA. Its product is annotated as armadillo-type protein. Gene Ontology annotation, molecular function: protein binding; protein phosphatase regulator activity. The transcript has 8 exons. The record is from RefSeq and is a predicted model, not a curated record. Lineage: Eukaryota; Fungi; Basidiomycota; Tremellomycetes; Filobasidiales; Filobasidiaceae. Gene Ontology annotation, biological process: protein dephosphorylation. Bases 1 to 1995 code for a protein of 664 amino acids. Gene Ontology annotation, cellular component: protein phosphatase type 2A complex; cytoplasm.
AUGGAAGGCGUCCAACAAUACCAACAACCCUCCGGAGGAGCCACCUCUUCCGAUGACGCCCUCUACCCGAUCCACUUGCUCAUGGACGAGCUCAAGUCCGACGACGUCCACCUUCGUCUCGCCUCCAUCCGUCGUCUAUCUACCAUCGCCCUGGCCCUGGGUCCUCAGAGGACGAGGGAAGAGUUGAUCCCGUUCUUGCAGGACCAGCUGGAUGAUGAGGAUGAAGUCCUCCUCGUCCUAGCCGAGGAACUUGGGGGGUUCGCAGAGUAUGUAGGAGGAAAGGAAUGGGCGUUCUUGAUCUUGGGACCUUUGGAGAACUUGGCUGCUGUCGAAGAGACCCUGGUUAGGGAGAAGGCGAGUCAAAGAGCCGAUGCCAUGUCAGGCAUCACCCCCCUCCUCUCCCUCCCUCAUCUGCAAGCCCACUUCCUCCCCCUUCUCCGACGCCUCGCCCGAGGAGACUGGUUCACCUCCCGGACUUCUGCCUGCGCCUUGUUCGCUACGGCCUAUCCUCUGGUGGAUGAAGCGAACCAGGAAGAGAUGAGGGGGUUGUUCAAGGAUUUGGCUACGGAUGAUACGCCCAUGGUCAGGAGGGCUGCUGCCAAGGCACUCGGACCCUACGCCAAAGCAUUCCCCGCCCACUCUCCCCUGCUCAAAUCCGAGAUCAUCCCGCUCUACCAACGUCUCUCCACCGACGAUCAGGACAGCGUGAGGUUAUUGACUAUCCCCGACCUGAUCGCCAUCUGCAGUCAACUCAAGGACGAGGAGAUCAAGGCCGACUUGGGGAAGCAUCUGCAGGACAGUUGGACGGAUAAGAGUUGGAGGGUUAGGUAUAUGCUCGCAGACCAUUUCGUCGAGCUCGCCGAUGCCGUCGGACAAGACAUCGUUAGGGAAGAACUCGUCAAGGCUUAUACCGAGUUGUUGACCGACAACGAGGCUGAAGUCAGGACCGCCGCUUCGGGUCAAUUGCCAGGCUUCGCUCAGCUUAUUGACCGGGAUGUUAUCCUCGCCAGGAUCCUCCCUUGCAUCCGAACCUUGACGACCGACGGCUCUCAACACGUCCGAGCCGCUCUCGCCAAGCAGAUCAGCGGGUUGGCGCCUCUACUCGGCAAACAGGCUACGAAGGAGCAUCUCUUGCCCCUCUUCCUUACGCUGUUGAAGGACGAGUUUUCAGAGGUCAGGCUGCACUUGAUCGGAAAGCUCGAGAUGGUCAACGAUGUCAUCGGAAUCGAGGAACUGUCAGCUGCCCUGUUGCCCGCCAUCAUGCAGCUCGCCGAGGACAAGCAAUGGCGUGUCCGUCAAGCCAUCAUCGAAUACAUUCCCCUCCUCGCGCCUCAGCUCGGCGUGCAAUUUUUCGACGAAAAGCUCGGAAGUCUCUGCAUGACGUGGUUGGGAGACACCGUCUUUAGCAUCCGAGAGUCGGCUACGAUCAACUUGAAAAAGUUGACCGACGUCUUCGGUGUGGACUGGGCCAAGGGAACCAUUCUGCCCCAGAUCGUCGAGAUGGGCAAGCACCCGAACUAUCUUUACAGGAUGACCACCGUGUUCUCCAUUACUACCAUCGCCCCGUCGCUCAACACCGAGACGAUCACCGAACAACAGAUCCUCGCCACCGCCCUACGAUUAUGCAACGACGAGAUCCCCAACAUUCGAUUCAACGUGGCCAAGGCGCUCGAGGUCUUGGCAUCGGUGCUGCAAAACGAUGCCGCUGGGCAAGAGGUCGUUCAGCAAGAGAUCAUCCCGGCUCUGCAACGGCUGCAAGAGGAUUCGGAUGCCGACGUUCGAUACUUUGCCACCCGAGCUAUGGAGCGAACGGAAGGCGGCGGUGACGCCAUGAUUGGUGAGAAUUUCCGCAGCACUCUUUCCGCAGCGUUUCAUUCGCUUACAGAGCAUAACUCCUCCCAUAGUCUCAUGAACGGGCGCGUAUCGACACGUUUCUGCCCGUCUCCCUAUUUACGCCAUCAAGUCUCGAUAGAAGCUCCAACAUCAACAUCCUGA